AGUAAGGCAUGAGCGAAGAGCGAGAAAAUGAGGUCCCACUUCCUGAAAACAGUUCACAAAACAAAUCUGAAUUUAAACAUGUGGGGGCUGUUGCCGCUAACUCUGAGUUAAGCGUAAAAAUUGGCUUAGAAAUUUUAGAGAAGGGUGGAUCUGCAGCGGAUGCAGUUAUUGGCACUUUAUUGAUGGACGGUAUAUGUAAUCCUCAAAGUAUGGGACUGGGAGGUGGAUUUCUUUGUACAUAUUACGACUAUAGUACGAAAAAAAUCGAGUGCCUGAAUGCUAGAGAGUAUGCCCCAAUUAGAGCUACACCUGAUAUGUUUGAUGAACAAGUUCCAUUGAAUGGUGGAUUGUCUGUUUGUGUACCUGGUGAAAUUAUGGGUUAUUGGGAUCUCCAUCAGAAAUAUGGUAAACUGGAUUGGUGUCAAGUUCUAAAGCCUGCUGUUAACUAUUGUAAGAACGGCAUACCUGUUACUAGAUAUGGAGGUUCCUUCCUUGAAUUAAUGAAGAACAAAAUCAUGCUGUCACCCACCCUUAAGGAAAUGUUUACGAAAGGUGAUAGGCUGCUUUUGGGAACCGGCGAUCUCAUGUUAAGGCCAAACUUGGGCAACACUUUAGAACAAAUUGCUUGUAGAGGUCCUAAAGUCCUUUACGACGGAGAACUCACGGAAAACUUUGUCAAGGAUGUACAAAAUGAAGGAGGAGUUUUAACAAUUGAAGAUAUGAAAACUUAUAAAACUGCUUGGGUUGAUCCAGUUAUGUCCGAACUGCCAAAUGAUUUGCUAAUGCAUUCACCACCUCAACCGGGAUCCGGCGCGGUGGUUCAGUUAAUUCUGAACGUGAUUUUUGGUACCAGAGACGAAAAUGAUGAUCCUUCGGUCAAGUGGCCUCGUAUCGUCGAAACUUGGAAACACGCUUUUGGUUUCCGUUGUCUGUUGGAGGGACCUAAAAAACAUACUGUUCAAAAAUGUAUCAAUCAUAUGGACGCAGUUUGUAUCGAAAAUAUCAGAAAUAAGAUAAUGCAAAUGGAGAAAACUCACACGGAUCGGGAAUUUUAUAGCAACGAAUGUUUCAGUUCUUAUAUUGGCGGUGGUACUUGUAAUGUAUGCGUGUUAGCACCAAAUGGAGACGCCGUUUGUGUCACUAGUUCCAUAAAUUCAGCUUAUGGGGCAAUGUUUGCAUCUCGUUCAACUGGUAUAAUCUUGAACAAUCACAUGAUGGAUUUUAAUGUGGCAAGAGAUCCUACGUCAAAAAACGACGUUGAACCGGAAAAACAACCGUUAUCUAGCAUGAGCCCUUCAAUUAUCCUGGACAAAAAUACCGGCUUAAUUCGACUUAUUAUAGGUUCGGCCGGAGGACCAAAAAUCAUCACCGCCAUUUCACAAAUCAUCCUCGAUACAAUAUUAUAUAAAAAAUCUCUUCAAACCGCUAUGGACAGUCACAGACUACACCAUCAACUGAUGCCCAUGAAACUGUAUUAUGAAGAGGGUUUCCCUUAUAUUGAUAUUCUAAAGGCAACUGGCCACGAUGUGGAACAACUGAAGUCGUUUAGGGUGCGAGAUUUGUUCAUACCGUCAAGUUCAAGUGCUACAGCCAUUGAAUACCUGAAUGGAGUUGUGGGCCCCUAUGGUGACAAACGUCGUGAUGGAUUUGGAGGUGUUACGAAAAUUAUGCGAUAAAAAACAUUGUAUAUGUAUUUUUUUAUAAACUUUAUUAAAUAAAUCAAAGAUA
Molecule: messenger RNA, 1728 nt
Organism: Aethina tumida (small hive beetle)
Lineage: Eukaryota; Metazoa; Arthropoda; Insecta; Coleoptera; Nitidulidae
Product: scoloptoxin SSD14
Exons: 7
Coding region: 9-1676 (555 amino acids)
Biological process (GO): glutathione catabolic process
Cellular component (GO): plasma membrane
Molecular function (GO): glutathione gamma-glutamate hydrolase
Source: RefSeq, a predicted model, not a curated record